Messenger RNA from Pseudogymnoascus destructans, 285 nucleotides. RefSeq lists its product as uncharacterized. The record is from RefSeq and is a predicted model, not a curated record. Lineage: Eukaryota; Fungi; Ascomycota; Leotiomycetes; Thelebolales; Thelebolaceae. The coding region runs from base 1 to 285 and encodes 94 amino acids. Gene Ontology annotation, biological process: pectin catabolic process. The transcript is spliced from 3 exons. Gene Ontology annotation, molecular function: carbon-oxygen lyase activity, acting on polysaccharides.
AUGGCGCUGUUCAAGUCGGUCAACACUCCCGCGACGAUCAAGUUCACCCUUUCUUCUGCGCCAAGUGGUACUACAACUAUCCGCAUUGGAACGACGUUGUCGUUCGCAGGAGCCAGGCCGGUAGCGAAGGUCAACAGCUGGCAAGGAGCCACACCAGCAGCUCUUAAGAAGAUCGACAGCCGUCACCAGGGCAACAUCAUCACCAUUGAUGUUGCGUCCGGCAGCAGUGGGGAUACCUACUUGCAGCCUAAUGUCAUCUUUGAUGCUGUCGAGCUGUUUAACUAG